AUGGCUUCCAUAGACCCAUCCUUGAUUUCAGACCCUGAAGAGCAAAAAUGGGUUGUAGAAAUCAGGAAAAUCUUGAACCAUCAGCUCCAAAUAGACGUUGAAACCCCAUCUGUUUCGCUGUUUCGUGUACCUGAAACCAUAACCACAAAAAAGCCCGAAGCCUAUGAACCACAGCAGAUAGGGCUGGGUCCGAUUCAUCACUUUCAGCCGCGCCCAUACGAGAAGAUGGAGCAGAAAAAACUUGGUGUCAUACGAAAGGUCCUAUGGCAUAACCAAGUUAAGGAUUUCGAACUCACUGUCCUUAACAAAGUUAAAAAAAUUGUCCCCAUCGUCCGAUCAUGCUAUGACAUGUUCCUAAAAGGCGACGAUGAGCACUUGGCUUGGAUUUUCGCCAUUGAUGGUCUCUUCUUGCUUAAUAUGUUCCACACCUAUAACAUGAACAUAGAUAGAGAAAUGGAAAAGUAUCUAUGUCGCUUAAAGAACACGAUCAAAGAAAAGAUUGAAAGUAAAAGCAUAAAGAUUGAAGAAAGCGUGGACAUUCCUCGACUUCUACUUCGUUAUGAAGGAAUCUUUGUCACUGAAGAUAACUAUACUGAGUGGGAACAGGCAUUCAGUCUUCCUCAUUAUGAGCCCCAACUACCCAAAGUUGGUCCCGAAUUAAGAUCCAUGGCGCAAGAUGUAAUGAUGGUAGAGAACCAAGUGCCAUUUAUCGUCUUGAAAGAGAUCUACGAUGCUUUGCAUUCAUCGUCAUCAUCAGGUACUUGUUCCUCUCAUGACUCAGCCAAUAACUUGUUCUUUUCACCUUCCAAGUUUCAUAUCUUUUGUAAGAUCCAUUCGCCCCUUAAGCUGUGUUUGAAGCGAAUAGCCCCGUAUAAGGUGGAUCAUCUACUCCAGUAUAUGUAUAACUCUAUAGUAGAAAACGUCCCUGUACGAAAACCAACUGAGUUUGUUCCAGAAUGCAGUAUAUCACCGAUUUUUCAGGCUGUUAAUUUUGUUAAACAAAUUCCAUAUAAUGAGAUUGUUCAAGCAUAUGAACAAGCUAUCUCAAUUCUAGAAUCUUUCUGCCAAAGUGAACCUGUUAUCCCUUCAGCUUCCGAACUACACGAUAAAGCUGGAUUCAGGUUUUAUAGCCUGGAAGAAGACCAAGGCGUUAAAAAGAUACGCAUUUCUGGGAAGGAUGUUUACCUGCCAACGGUUACUUUGAACACAGACUCAGAUGUCAUAUUAAGAAAUUUGGUUGCAUACGAAACAUUAACAGCCAAGUCCUAUAGCUUGCUGCCCCUUACAGAAUUCAUGUUUUUGAUGUGUGCACUUGUUGUCAAUGAGAAUGAUGUCAAGAGACUCGAGAACGUUAUCAAAGGUGAUUUGGAUGCGGGUGAAGUUUCCAAACUCUUUACUGAGAUGCGCGGUUCUUUACCGCCCAUUAAAAUGGAAAAGGAAUCAAAAGUACAGGUAGUGAUCGAUGAAAUUAACAAGGUUUAUAAUAGUAGGCUGCAGAUGAAGCCGUAUUUGUUCUUCAAGAAGCUUGCACAUUGGUUGCUGUCGGCUUUGAGGGUUAUUGGCGGUUUUGUUGGAUCUUCAUGGAAGAUUGUGGCUUUCAUUGUUAGUAUCGUGAUGGUAGUCUUCUUAACGUUGCAAGCUUAUUGUGAUGUUUAUGGCUGCAACAAAUAA
This is a messenger RNA of Helianthus annuus (common sunflower), 1671 nucleotides long. Its product is annotated as putative UPF0481 protein At3g02645. Bases 1 to 1671 code for a protein of 556 amino acids. NCBI's taxonomy places the organism in Eukaryota, Viridiplantae, Streptophyta, Magnoliopsida, Asterales, Asteraceae. The transcript has a single exon. The record is from RefSeq and is a predicted model, not a curated record.